GCUGACGGCGCUGGGCCUUGCAGGUUGUCGGCGGCGCUGUCGGCGGCGCUGAGCGAGGGCGCGGAGCGGCGGCGGGAGCUGGAGCGGCGGGCGGAGCGGAGCCGGGCCCUCCUGCGGCCCUGGGGCUGUGAGGAAGAGGAGCAGCCGCAGCCAGAGCCCGGCGCCGGCAAUGGACAAGAGAACAGGCCUUCGCCCAGGGAGCUGGAGGAGCUGGAACUGCUGAACAGGGCCUUAGCAAAGGCACUGAAAGUCAGGAAAAGCAUCUUGAAAACUCCAUUAGAAGCUCAGAUCACUACAGAAAAGAAAUGUGCAGGUGAGGGACCUGCCCUCAAGAAUGCUGAAGAACAACAAGUGCCUGUACCUGUUGGGGAUGUUCCUGAGAGCACAAAGGUGAGAGCUGUAAGCAAAAAGCCUGCCUCUCUGAAGAAGCCCUCUCCAUACCAGCUAAGAGCCCCUUACAGGACUGAGCCAGACGUGAAAAAACUGCAAAGGAGAGCCCCAGCCAGAUGUGUUUCUCAAGGUCCCAGGACAGCUGGGAAGAACCCCUCAAAAGGGGUGACUGGCAAACAAGGAAGGAGUUGCAAGACAGUAGUCGGUGGUAGAGAGACCUGUGUGUCAGCUGAACCCCAAAAGACACCUGGCUUAUCCAAAUCUGCCUUUAAUGACCAGCAAAGCUUUUCUGUCGGGGAUUCAGCUGGGGGAAAGAACUCUGUAGCUGCUGGCAGGCACCUAUUGGAUGCAGGGAAAAAAGGUUGUGGCUCCCUAGGAGAGUCCAGCAGCAAGGAGGAUCCUGCAACUGAAGGUGUGUUGGGAAGAAGUGCCUCACGUCGGACAGUCACGCUGCAGGAGAAGGGGUGCCAGCUGAGGCUACCCCUUCCCUACAGGAAAGCCUAUUCCAGGAACUCCAGGGCAUGGGAGAGAUGUCGUCUCUGCCAAACAAGUGCGGAUGCAGCAGCUGCAAGGAACCAUUUUAUGGAGAGGAUCCAGGCAACUUUUUGCUCACCAAUGCCAGCCUUCAGUCCUGCAGAGAUAGAGGAGGAGUUAAAGGUCCUCCAGGAUGUCCCAUCCCUUCUGAGCCAGUAUGUGGAAGCUGAAUCUGCAGACCAUCCCACUCUGCAAAGAGAGUAUGAAAGCCUUCUAACCUUGGAGGGUUUGCAAACCACAGUUUCCCAGUGCCUGCAUAAGCUGCAGCUGCUGCGAGCAGCUGUGGGGUCCCAGGUGAGGCAGUGCCCAGACUGCACCCAGGACGUAGGAAGCUGCUCUCCAGCCUGUGUUGCUCCCCGGGGACAGAUGUGUGACAGUGCAGGCGGGCUGGCUGUGCCUCUCCUCUCUUACUCCAGCUCCCAGGAGCUGAGGGACUUAUUUGCCUUGAAGCUGCGAGUGUCGAUGCUGCACCAAGAAAUUGCCUUGCAGAAGGUGGGGAUGGCAGAGCUCCUGCCUGUCCUGGAGUCCAGGCUCUGCCCGGAGGCCUCUGCGGCGCAGCUCUACCGGGGCAUUUACACCCAGCUCUGUGAAGGCGGCAAGAGAUUCCCUGUGCUGGUGAGAGAUGAGCUGGCAGACUGACCCAGGGGAACCUCCUGCUAGCCUUUUUGCAUAAUCUGGGACAGUUUUAAGCAAUAAAUCUUUUCUAUUAACUUUUUUA
This is a messenger RNA of Calidris pugnax (ruff), 1642 nucleotides long. RefSeq names its product chromosome unknown open reading frame, human C16orf59 (gene TEDC2). The annotation marks the transcript as partial. The record is from RefSeq and is a predicted model, not a curated record. NCBI's taxonomy places the organism in Eukaryota, Metazoa, Chordata, Aves, Charadriiformes, Scolopacidae. The transcript has 9 exons.